AGGAGGAGGAGAGAGCCGCGGUUACUGCGUACAGUGAGCUCGCCAGCUCCGCUCAUCAGUGAAGACAAAACAAGUCUGAGAACCCCUCAACCCCCCCCUCAAAAAAAAUUGUAAAUCUACGGGAAAAAGAAACGUUAAAAUAUGCCCAGCUGACUGUGAUUUUUCUGCGGGAGAAGUGGAUCUCUUUACAAACACCAUCUGAAGACAGGAGGUCGGCGGAGGAUCGGCGCGGCGGCGGAGGAGAAGGACCGUACAGAGAAACGUGGUAGUAGAGUGUCCACAGGCUGCGAAGAAACUGUUUUUAAAACAAACAAAAAAAGGAACAGAUUGAAUCUCUCUGGAUGUAUACGGACUUGUUUCUGACACCACGGACUGUGGCUGAACUGUGAACUAAAGAGAGGUUUAAAGUUGUCACAGGAGGAAUAAUAGACGCACCCUGCAGACAAGAGGAUCCGCAUCUUAAUAAUUUGCGUUUUUUUACAUGGCAGACGCAAGGAUUUUUGGACAAAAUAGAAACCGGUUAAUACUUUUGUCUGCUUAAAACGAGCAGAAGGGACGUUUUUUUUGCAGCUGAAACUGUUUUUUUUUUCUUUCAUUGUGUUUUUUAUUUUAUUUCUUCUAUCCGGGAUGGUUAAAAUGAGCAAGAGAGCGGAUUUACAUGACUGGGACAAGUUGUAAUAUUUCACCGUCAUCACAAGAAGCUGUUUGCUUUAAAAGAAAAUCACAAAACAGACUGCAAAACCAAAGAGGAUCCAAAAGCCCUUGCUUUGAUUUUAUUCCUUGCUUUUUCGAUAUUACUGAGAAGAGAAAUACCUCAUAAUUUAUUAUACCUGGAAAGUCAAAGCCCUUUUCGAACCAAUCAAAGGAAAGUUAAACCUUUUUCUUUUGUGGCUUCUGCCUCGCUUUCCUCUCAAUAUUUCAAAACAAAGCAACAACAAAAAAGGAAUAACAUCUGAACAGUUUCCCGCACUAUCUAGCAAAGGCUUUAUCAUUUUGUUCCUCCAAAAUAAUGAGGAUUUAGACGAUAUAAAACCUGCUUCACAAACUAUCUGGUGUGGAUUAUCACCGCUACAAUUACCUCAGCUUGACCUCGACCUUCACAAAGUAGCAGAGUGCAGAAGGCUGGAACAAUGCCAGAUUCACCUGCGGAUGUAAAAGCCCAACCCAGGUCCACCCCACCCACCAUGCCUCCUCCACCCCCGGCGGUCAGCCAAGCAACCAAUCGCACUGCUUCAUUUACACCUGCUACCAGUAAAUCAAUGCUGAAUGGGAGCAGCCACUCUCCUACAUCACUGAACGGUGCUCCUUCCACUCCCAACGGCUUCAGUAAUGGGCCGGCCAUGUCGUCGACGGCCUCGCUCUCCAACCAGCAGCUCCCGCCGGCUUGUGGUGCCCGGCAGCUCUGCAAACUGAAGCGCUUCCUGACCACGCUGCAGCAGUUUGGCAACGACAUAUCGCCAGAGAUUGGGGAGAGAGUGCGCAGCCUUGUGCUUGGGCUGGUGAAUUCCACUCUCACCAUCGAAGAGUUUCACUCCAAACUUCACGAGGCCACCAACUUCCCUCUGAGGCCAUUCGUCAUCCCCUUCCUGAAGGCAAACCUGCCCCUGCUGCAGAGAGAGCUGCUUCAUUGUGCCAGGUUGGCCAAGCAGACUCCAGCUCAGUAUCUGGCCCAACACGAGCAGCUUCUCUUGGACGCCAACGCCAGCUCACCCCUCGACUCCUCCGAGAUCAUGCUGGAGAUGAACGAGCACGGCAAGAGAAGGACCCCUGACAGGACCAAAGACAGCUCAGAGAGAGAUGGGUUGCACCCAGAGCACAUGGCUAAAAGGCCCUGCACCAUCAGCCCCAGUCAACGCUUUAGCCCCAGCACAGGUCUCCCUGCUCAUCCGCCUCCCAACGGCCUCACCACGCACCCUCCCAACGGCCUGCCCCACCCACCAAACCCCCAAGUGGGACCCCAACACUAUCGCUUAGAAGACAUGGCCCUGGCACACCAAUACAGAGACGCUUACAGACAUAAUGAGCACCGUGACGCCCGAGACAGGCACCGGCAGACAGCAGUGCAUGGAGCCCGCCAAGAAGAGGUGAUCGACCACCGUCUUACAGAUCGAGAGUGGGCAGAGGAAUGGAAGCACCUAGAUAAUCUCCUGAACUGCAUAAUGGACAUGGUGGAGAAGACGCGCCGCUCUCUGACGGUGCUGCGCCGCUGCCAGGAGGCCGACCGCGAGGAGAUGAAUCACUGGAUUCGGCGCUACAGCGACGUGGAGGAGAUGAAAAAAGGUGGGAGCAACGGACAGCACUGCCUUCCUCCUCCUCCUCCUCCUCCUCUUCCUCCUCCUACUCCUCUCCACAACUCCUCCUCCAACACAGCUAGCAGCAGCGAGUCACUGCCCAUAGGAACUUCCUCGGCUGCUGAAAGGCAGACAGGCAGACAGACAGAGAUCCACAGAGACUUCUUACACAGGCCUCCCUCAGGAUACCUGCCAGAAGAAAUCUGGAGGAAAGCUGUUGUUUUUCAUACAGGUACUACAAGCAUCCCGCUCUCCCCAGCACUAAAGCACCUCCAAAACAGGCAGGAGGAGGCAGUGAAUGAGGUGAAGCGACAGGCGAUGUCAGAGCUGCAGAAGGCGGUGUCGGAUGCUGAGAGGAAAGCUCACGAGAUGAUUUCAGCCGAACGCUCUAAAAUGGAGAGGGCGCUGGCCGAAGCAAAGCGGCAAGCCUCUGAGGACGCACUAACAGUCAUUAACCAGCAGGAGGACUCCAGUGAAAGCUGCUGGAACUGCGGGAGGAAAGCCAGUGAGACGUGCAGCGGCUGCAACACGGCUCGCUACUGCGGCUCCUUCUGCCAACACAAAGACUGGGAGAAGCACCACCAUGUCUGUGGUCAAGGCCUGCAGGGGAUGCCAGGGGGCAGCAGCGUUCCCCUGGGCACCCCCUCCUCCUCCUCCACCUCCUCAGCGUCCUCCAGUGCGCCCCCCACCCACUCGGAGAGCACUCCUCCAGGAGCCCUGUCCUUGGCGGGCCAGAGCAGUCUUGCGGGAGGGGCUGGCAGCGGCAGCGGAAGUGUCUCUGCCAGCCCCAAGGAGAGCAGUUCCAGCAGUGCCUCUCGCUCCACAACUCCAGCUACCCCCGCCCUACUGGAUGCCACCUCUCGCUGACGUCUGACCCUCGUCCCCUCCCUGCAUACUGAUGCGACGGUGCCCACACUCCACACAAAACCAAACUGAGGAAUCUUCAUCGCACACUGCUCCCUUUCCUCCUCCCCCACCUUAGUCCUUAUUUCCCUCUUAUCCUACACUCUUCUGAAAAUCCUCUCACUACCUGACGAUAGACUGCUUUUCUCAGCUUGUCACCUUCCCCUAAAAAAACACUUUUUCUGUCUUUUUCUCUUUCACAACCACAAAGAUUCCAGCCUGGGGUUCAGUGUAGUGGAAAGCAUGAAAAGCGUCUCCUAUCUCUGUGUGAAGUCACAGAAACAUAUCGGAUGUGUUUGCUGAAAACAUGACUUGAAAAUGUGACAAAGAUGUGUCCUCAGUAAUGUAAGCACGUUAAAUACUGUCCGCCUAAGGACACAAGACAAGGGCUGUGGUGAGGCAACAUUGAUGGAGGGAUGACUAGGCUGAUUAGCACUUGGAUUGGAUUGCCCUUUAAUUUAGCACCGAUGAGAGAACAGCACCCAGCCCUGAGAUGUGCAUUACCAGUGCAGACAGUUCACUGAUGUGGCACUUAUUCUCCAGUGUCCUAACAGAGACGGGCAAGGACAAAAUACCUUUUUUUCAAAUGGAUGAGGGAAGGGGAAAAACCUGUGAUGCGAUUAAUUCCUCAGAAACCCAGCUUAGUAUUUAUUAAAUGUUUCUUUCUGGCUUUAAGGGAAAAUAAAGAAAAGUCCAAAUAUUCUAAAUAAAGAAUAGUAGUGCUGAUGCUGAUAAUAAAAUGAUAUGAAAUAAAUUAAUUUUAAACUGCUAACUACCUUGCUAGCGAGCCAAGAAAAUCUACACCGGACUCACCUCUCUGCACCAUUGUGAACCCAAAUGAAUUCAAAGAUGAAAAAUAUCAUGAUCCAAACCUUUGUAUUACACUGCCAAAGUGAGUAAGUAAGCGAUAAGGAGAAGCAUCUUAUAACCAAACGCAAAGCAACAUCACCUCCUCAGCAGAUAAGCCAGCCCUGGGAGGACCAGGCUGCAGAGACGCUGCAGAACGGGACCCAGAGGUAGUCAGAUGUUUAGAGAAAAAACUGAUCUGCAGCUGCCUCCUGCAGUCUGGACAAGCGAUUCCUCAGUGAUGGCCCAGACUAGUGAAUAUGGACAAUGCUGUGAACUUGCCUACAAGAAAGACUUAAUGAAAAUGGAUGGAAACCCUGCCACAGUGUGAUUUUUUUGUGAAUGGUAACAGAGAGGAUAAAAGAGGAAAAGGGAAAAGCCUCAAAGAAGAUAUGACAUGGCAACGGAGCUGCCAAAAACCUCAAAAACAAGCUUGAAAACAUUGUCCGAGAACGCGUUGCGUACAACAGAGACGUAUGAGAAGAUUGUUUGUAAGUCGUUUUUUUAAAGCUCCACAAGCGAGGAGAUAUUUCAAGGAAUUGCUUUUACCUUUACAUUCACUCCCUCCUUUUCCAAAGCAUGAUAAACAGAUGAAAGAGCCUAGUAAAGGGCGGUGUAGACUUGGUUCUCCUCUCUCUUUCUACCUCCCCUCACCCCACACCUCCCUUCUACGCUCUUCCCCCGACUACUUGACUCAAGUCUGCCCCUUAAACCCCAGCCUGCUUUGGACAGAGCCUCGGAGCAGUCACGUGGGAAGGGUUCGAACCUGCUUGUAGAUAUUGUUCCUCUUUUCAAAUUUCAAUAAUGUCUCUUGUCGCUGAUGUCCACAUGUGCUGCCCUUGUGUAUAUUCAGAAAGACGGACUUUGUUUUUGUUUUUUUUUUUCAUUUUCCUCCUUUAAGUUUGGGCUGAGCAGUGAAGUCAGAGCACUUGCUUAUGAGAGGAAGCCCCACAUUGUACUUAUUGUUUGAUUUGUUGUAUCUAUAUUAAUGAGAUGAAACCCCUCUUGUAGAAUAUUUUGUAUUGCUCGCAUUGUAAGACAGUGAGAGGACGGAGGUGCAAUAUGAAGAGAAUUCAGCUACUGAAUGGAACCUCAGCAACUGCCCAUAGGGUGUCAUAUAAUAUAGAUACAUAUAAAUAUAUUUAAAGUAACAUCAGUAACUUAAUGUGAAUGUACAUAGUAUUUAAAGAGGUCCAAAAAUGUGUUUGCCAAAUAACAGAAACCUUUAAAGUUUAAUGUCCAGAAUAUGAUUUUCUCACAGUACAUUUAGUUCUCAAAUUUAGCCAUUUUUUCUUUUUUUUUUCUUUCUCUCUCUCUCAUACAAGUUUUCAAUUUUCACUCAAAUCAAAGUGUCAUGUGACCCUGAGUGGAGGAGACUGUUGGUAACAGAGGUAAAGUGGUUUCAUGCGUCACCAUGCAUGCAGCUGAAAAAAUGGAUGAAAACAGAUUAAGGGUGGAUAGACACUACAAGACUUGCAUAGCAUUUUCUAUAUUAAUUAAUUAAUCAAUCAAUUAGGCCUUAAUUUACAAUAUUUGAAAAACCAACAUUGUACUGCACUAAGACAAAAACUAUUGACAAGUAAUACAAUGUUUAUGUUUCACUUAAGUCUUCUCAAUUUGAACGAGAUGCAGCAGUUAGGACUAAAUGUUGUCAUGCUUCAUUCACCCCAGGUCAGUUUACAUCCUACAGGAGGCACCUCAACAGUGUGUAUUGACAAAAAUCAGCCUGAAUAUACAAAUUUGGCUUAUUCACACCAAAUUUAGGAACUAUCAAACUUGAUCACGUCAAAGGGUUUGUUUCCACCACUUUAGGGACCCCUCUCUCUCUUGGUCUUCAUCAGCCUGUGUGUGUGUGUGUGCGUGUGUGUGUGUGUGUGUGUGUGUGU
Plectropomus leopardus (leopard coralgrouper) is the source of this 5926-nucleotide messenger RNA. The record is from RefSeq and is a predicted model, not a curated record. NCBI's taxonomy places the organism in Eukaryota, Metazoa, Chordata, Actinopteri, Perciformes, Serranidae.